Aspergillus caelatus is the source of this 1269-nucleotide messenger RNA. RefSeq lists its product as uncharacterized. The record is from RefSeq and is a predicted model, not a curated record. Bases 1 to 1269 code for a protein of 422 amino acids. NCBI's taxonomy places the organism in Eukaryota, Fungi, Ascomycota, Eurotiomycetes, Eurotiales, Aspergillaceae. The transcript has 5 exons.
AUGGCCCUGCGUACUUCCGCCGAUAACGCAGAGGAUGUGGCCGCUGGCUUCCGUGAAUUUCGUGAGCAUCUCCCUGGACAUGAAGCGGAAAUCACUGGCCUUAUUGCGGAUCUUUUUGCCAUCAGUUCAGCUUUGAAGAGGUUGGAUGACCUGACAAACGAUCGUCGUCAUCAGCAUAACCUGGCCAUCGUGCACCCGGACCUGGAAUUGGUCCGUACUAGCUUGAAGAUCACCCUCGAGGAUAUCGUCGAUUUCUUCGGCGAUCUGGAAGUGCGCAGAGGCUCUGCCCGAGAUGUCUAUCGUCGAACCUGGACUGAACUAUGUGAGUUCUUCCGGGACGAGGGGAAGGACUCACCCCCCACGCGGUUAGCCAGGUACAAGACGUAUUUGAAUGAACUAGAGGAUCAUAUGACCGACAAGUUCCCUGAUCCCUCGUUCAUUGCUAGCCUUCGCAACGGUCUGAAGGGAUUGCUAGCCCAGCAAUGCAGUCGAUUGCCACACCAACUGGGAAGCAUGUCUCUCAGCACACCGUCCUCUCCCAGUAGCCAUAGCGCUGAACCUGGAAGCCCGGUUAGCGACCGUCGGCCUCGCAAUAAAAGGUCCUACGAGCGAGCAAGACCCUCUCAUACGUCUCCCCAAUCACCUCUUUCCCCUGCGUCUGGAAAUUUCUCAGACGUCCCACCAUCGGCCCCGGAUGCACCUGGAUCCCCUUUCACUAGUUCAGCCACGAGCCACUCCCUGGGUUCCAACACCAUCAGUGACCAUUGGGCAAAAAGUGUAUUCAAGGAAGCGCGUGCAACGACUCGGAUUCCAUAUGUUGGAGAAAGUUCUAAAUGUCUUGGUGAUGUCACUCCCGGGGUAAAGCGAUGGCUCAAUGAGACGGGGUUCGAGGAGCUUUUUCAAUUAGCCUUUAACGGCGAUUCGGACUUACGUGUGUAUUUGUAUGUACGAGAAGAUGACCACCGAGCGCGCAUCGUAUGCAAAACCUCUCGCUCGCCCCGCUCCAGCGACUACCACUGCCUUCCUCUGAAUAUGCUGGAGAUUGUCCGUGUCGGCUCCUGCCUGCAGUUGUGCCGACGGCGCCGUGGCGGUCAUGAACUUGUUUUGUGGGCUAAUCUCAAGUUCAGUACACUUGAGCAUAUGGUACUGUUCUUCUGCACUUUCCUGGCUCUUCGCUCUCAGGACUGUGGCCGGCCAGUGGAUCGCAUCCGUGAUUAUGAGUUAGACGAUGAAGAAGAGCUUUUUGGAGGGUAUGAGAACUCUCAAUAA